Molecule: messenger RNA, 384 nt
Organism: Penicillium canescens
Lineage: Eukaryota; Fungi; Ascomycota; Eurotiomycetes; Eurotiales; Aspergillaceae
Product: succinate dehydrogenase assembly factor 3
Exons: 3
Coding region: 1-384 (127 amino acids)
Biological process (GO): succinate metabolic process; mitochondrial respiratory chain complex II assembly
Cellular component (GO): mitochondrion; mitochondrial intermembrane space
Source: RefSeq, a predicted model, not a curated record
AUGCGCGUCGCUCAGCGUUUACUCAUGGCCACGCCAGCCUCGAUCGGCUCGAAAUCUAGUCUCAGCGAGGCACUCGCGCUGCUCCCACCGCUGCAGCUGUAUCGUCGCAUCCUGCGCGUUCAUCGCAAGCUCGACCCGGAGAUGCGCGUGUUGGGCGAUUCUUAUGUUAAGAAUGAAUUCCGCGCGCACAGGACUGUGGAAAACCCGCUGCAUAUUAUCGGAUUCUUGACUGAGUGGCAGCUGUAUGCGCAAAAGCUGGAGGGUGAUCAAUGGGCUGGGGAAAAGCUGGACAAGUCCAAGUUGGAUAAGAUGAGUGACCAACAACUUGGACAGUUGCUCGAGUUGAUGCAGGCUAUUCGAAAUGAUGAGGGAGAGAACAAAUGA